AUGUUUCAGAAAAAAAAUAAUACUAAUCCUUUUCUACAGGUUGCAGAAGCUAAGCCUGUUACUAUACAAUCAGAAGUUAUGCAGAAAGAAUUGGAAAGCUGUAUUAGAAGAGAAUACACUGCAGAAAGUUUACCUUUACUUCUACACCAGUUUUUUACAGAGCGUAUUAACCAGCUGGUUCAGAGUAAAUAUUUGCAUAUGCUGAGAUGGAAGAGAUUCUGCCAACAUACAAGUGUCUCUGAGCAACUAUAUCCUUUUUACAAGAAACAUGUUGGUUACAUCAUGCAGGAGUACAAUGAUGCACUUCAGCGAGCGCAGAGACUCUCAGCUGCUCGAGAACGCUUCCUCACAGGGCACGGAGAUGCUAGCAGUAUGGUUACAGUGCAAGAUUUGGUUAUCUAUUUGCAGUGGUUGGUGUGCCAUCUUCACUCUGUCAAGACAAUUCACAGCUACCUUAGAGUGCUCCAAUACUUGCCACUCACUGAUCGGAUGAAGGUGAGCAUACAAGGACUACAUGAGGAUGUCCAGAAAGGGGGAGAUGAAAGCAGCAUUGUUUCGGUGGCAGAAACUUCUAUGUCCUUCACCCAUAUCUCCAUGCACCCCAGUACUGCAUUCUCUAGUAUCUCAGAAUCAGCUGGGAACUUUGUUUCAGUAUCCUUGCCAUCUGCUCGACUCCACACUGCUCGUUCUACUGCAAACAGUUUAGCUGUGAAUCACAUGAAAGGUCACUUAAGCUGUGAUGAUACCUGUGCAUUGCCUUCUCACAGACUAGAAAACGACAAGUUUACACCUCAGCUGCAACAGCUGAUCUCUUACUUUGGCAUCAGCUAUGAUGUAGAAGAUCUCAGGAACACUGCCAAUGAGAUGGAACUGUUUGCUAUGGUUGGACAUGUAUUCAGAAGUAUCUUCAACAAGCAACAGACUAUGAAAAAAUUCCCAGCUUAUGAUUCCGGAUUUACAGGCUCUGAAAAGUGGGGAGCUAAAGACCCUAGUAUGGCACUGAAAAAAGAAGCAAACUGGAUUCCAUUCCUGAAAAUUAAGCCCAAAAAAGAUCCCUGGCAACAGAAACUAAUGACAAAGCUCCAGCAAGAGAAAAAGGUAGAUGAGCUGCUUCGCCUUCAAUCACAGUUCAUGCAGGUUUCAGAUCCGGACCAAGCAAUGGGUGCACUUCGAGAGCAUGGUGUAGCCGUAUUUGAACCAUAUCCAAUACAGUCCUUUGCUGUAACAUCUCAUCAGUUUGGUCAGCAGACUAAUGAAAUCUGGAAGAACAUCUAUGGCAUAGGAGUUGUGAAUCAGGAGAAAAAGAUUAAUGGAAGUACAAAGACCUCCCAUACCAGUGACAGUGAACCAGUUAAUGUCAGAAAAAGCCCAUCUACACCCAGGAAAAGGAAAGAUGAUGGAAUAGUGCCUAAAGGUUUAAGGCACCACCAAUUUCCCACUGGUUUGGUGCCUGAUUCAGCCUUUCAUCAAGAACUUUUGGUGCUUUUUGAUCGUCAAGGUUUUGAGUUGAUUGAAUGCAUAGUUAAGCACUAUUCUAUAUGGGUGGAGGACCUUAACAAACAAGUGGCAGAAUUAGACGCUAAGAUAAAACUUGACAAUGAUUUCACCAGGUACAAAUAUGAAUAUAGUCGUAUUUUUACCAGUAUUGACCAGUACCUGGUGAAACUUAAAAAUAACAAAGCUAAAAAAUUAGAACGAGACACUAUAGUGUAUAAGGAAGGUAAAGGGUAUCCACUUCCUCCUAUAGCCCAAGUAUGGAAAACUGUUUCUGAAGGUAGUUCUAUCCCUGGUUACAAUAACCAGCCAACUGUGUUUCAUUACACUAAUAAGUUGCCUGAUACUAUGGUACAAGUAAAUGAAGAUGUUAACCAAACUGAAAGGCAAGGUUAUACGGAAGUCAGGAGAAGUGAAAGACUGGCUAACAUCAACAAUCAGCGUUCGGACAUGGUGGAUUUCUUUUCCAAAGGUAACACAUAUGUCCCUAAACAAAAUUGUGAUUUGGUGAGAACAAUUAUAGAUUUAAAAACUUUCACUAGGAAAUUGAACUUUAACUUGAUGAUGGGGUCUAAUGUAACUACAGUUCAAGAUGACCAAUUUAGAAUUCCUAGUACUUUUAACCCACCCCUUCAUCCACUUAUUUCUGUGUUUGAACAAAUGUGUGAACUAGAUAUUCGCUUUAACGUUAAACAUAGAGGUAAAAUCCAUACUAAAGAUCGUACUUUACAGAAAGAGAAGGGAUUUUUGGAGUUUAUUAAAUUACAUGAUAUUAGAGUCUGUAAGCCUGAUAAAGGAGGGGGACUGGUAAUUUUUGAUAACAUGGAUUACUACAACAGAAUGAUAGACCUGUUAGAUGACCCCGCCUAUGAAGUUAGUUCCCGCUCAGAGACCAAUCAUGCAUAUUCGGUAAUAAAGGAUAGUAUAUUAGACAUGUUCAUAGAGGGGCGAAUUGAACAAAAUAUAUUCAGUUAUAUGUCUACACAAUUUCCAAGGUUCAGCUAUGUAGCUACAUUGCAGUUGCUAGGGUUAGAUGAAGGCAAAGAAGAAAAUACUGAUAACCCUGUAUUGAUGAGAGGGGCCUAUCUCUCAUUUCUUUAUUUGCGUCAUCUGAAAAUUAGAGAGCUGCAGCGCAGAUGCUUGGGAAUUUUAAACUAUUUUCGGUCUGUUGAACGAACUCUAACGAUCAUUACUUCAGGUCUUAUCAUGAGUGGUGGUGACAUAGAGGCAAUAGCUGAAGACACCUGCUAUGUAAAUGCAGCCAGAGGAGGUGCUGGUGUGGCUGGAGGUCUGGGAUCUCAUCACUAUUUACACAAUACACCUGCUGACUUUAAGGUUCACAGUGUAGAAUUUAUGGAGUUCUCAGAAGUAGAAAACCAUGAUGACUUUUAUACAGAAGAUGAUGGCUCUAUCCACACCCAGGAUCAGCAAGGAAAUUACAUUGUCUAUGAUGUAGCAGUAACUGAUUUAAUGGAGCUUGAAAAACAGCUGCUGCUAGUAGCAACACACUAUAUCGAAAAAGAUAAAGGUAAGUUUCUUGGAUCAGAGCCUAUAUCUGGCUCACAUGAGGCUGACAUUAACCUUCAUGGCUGGGCCCAUUUAGAUGUUGACCGAUUUGCUGUAUUGCUUGACCUCUGGACAUGUGAAGCUGAAUUUCUGCAGAACAAAAAUCAGCUUUUAGACAGCUAUUUUGAGAGCUUUCAGCAUGUCACAGAUUCCGAAGGAAGAUUUUCUUUGGCACAAAUAAUAAUUGACAUUAUGCACAAACGCCCACGAUUUGACUUGGAAAGUGAAUAUUUUGUGAGCACCUAUGAAAGUGAAUGCAUUUGUCUUCAACUUCAUCUGCAGCUCAUUAGAGAUGUACUAAGCAAACAGAUUGAUGAACAGCGUGAAUAUAUUCAGAUGAUUUGGAGAGAUGGUCAGCAAGGAAGUGCACAUGAAUUUGGACUUCCACCUAAUAUCAUUCCCAAGCAGCUCAUAUCUCUUAAUAACAGCAGCUCAGCCUUAAGGAAUAUUUAUUUCCUGGAGUUCCAUCCAUCUCUUAGCCUUGCUGCAUUAAUACCUAAGGCUUUAGAUCACAUAUAUACAGAACUUUACCACGUUCACCGUCCUGCUACAGCCACAGAAGCCAUCAGCCUGGAAAAGCAAGUUCUGCAACUAGCAAAAGAAAAAUGGAUGACUUUGGAAAUAGAUGGUUCCUCUUACAGUUCUCAGAUUCAAAAAGAUUUGUUUGCAGACACCUUUAUGAAAAACCCAUACCUUGUAAAAAACAUUGGAAUUUCCUUACUGGAGUCAUUAGAAGACAGUGGGAACACAUCAGCCAAAGAGAAACAGACUUUGGUCUUGGAAACCUUCAGUAAACUGCUGGAAAUUGUUACACUUCGUCACCGUUUGAUUGAGACUGCCUCCGAGACAGCACUCUUAGCUAGGUUGUAUAAGACUUGUGCUGUGGAGAUGGGGUUUGAAGAGUACCAUUUAUAUCUGAGGCCAGUGCAGUUUGAAUUUGCAUCUCACAAGGAAGAAGCAGAACAACUGCCUCCUGUGUUCAUUACUGCCUUGCUCGAGGAUGACAGCAGCAUUGACAGGUAUAUCCCCUCUAGUUUACUAUUAGGUAUCCAGGAAAUCGAUGAGCUUCAGAUUGGGAAAUUCAGUUUUCGAACCUGGGAGACUGUUCUUCAGCUAUUGUCUAAGUCUGGAGUGGAUAAUCUACAGGUAGCUCUAGCAUGCCAAGUAGUUCAGAAAAAUGCUUUGAUUGCUGCAGUGCAACAGGCCACAUUUUGUCACAGUAAUUUCACUACAGCAGUACAUAAAGCCCACAACAGACAUCAUGCAAAGGAAGGACCAUCAUCAAGCUCCAGGAUUCAGGGCAGCUCAGCUCGUGCAGUAUUGUCCAGACUGGGUAAUGAGACUGAAAGUCAUCCUUUCAUAGCCACUGUAGCAACUUUUUCUUCUCGAGAAAGUGGCCAUCAGGAAGUUGAAACCAUGAAAAGCCACACGAUGGAUAACCCUUCGAUAGAACUUGAUUUUGCACCAGAGAAAACGGAUCAGAGGAGGAGGUGGGAGACUGUUAUGGAUGUACGUGAUAAUCCCUUCCUUGCGAUGGAACUUUUUGUCACUAGUCCUAAUGUUGAAGCUACUAAUAGUGACAAUUUACAUGAAUUCAACGUGAGUAUUAAGGAACUAGAAAAUAUGUUGUACAAGCUUCAAAGACUUACUUGGCAAAGGAGACACUUAGAAGCAUGCCUGCACUUCAAAAUAGUGCCGAGAGGGAUGAGAGUCCUUUGUAUGCCCACCUAUGGCGACAGCCAUCCGGACUUACUCAAGAGGUGGCAGCAGUUGAAUUUAGAACUUAGCUAUAAUUACAUCAGAUUACUGCUGGACUAUUUUUCCCCUAUAGAGAAGGAAUUGAGCACUAAGGCUGAAGAGUUGUAUAAUACUACACAUGAGAAAUUUAAAGGGGCCAUGUACAAGCAACGUAUAGAAUCCCUACUCAAUCAAACGUGCUCCUAUGGGGAGCGUUUACAACAGACUAAAAUGCGCAAACUUCAACGAGACUACUUCGAUUUCACGAACAGUCAAGUCUUCUUAUGGCCAAGGAGUAGAAAUGUCAGGGAGACUGGGCUUGCGGCCACUACUGACAAUGAUGUUUUUAAUACCGAAGCAUCUGCUUCCACUACCGGUCAAAGGGACACUACUGCUUUAAAUGACGUGCCUACAACACAAGGGGUGAUGACGUCAUCAGUGAGAGCCUCUACUACCCCUACAAUGGAUACUGACUGCACGCCACCGCCGAACCAGCUAGCUCUACUACGCUCCACCACGAAUAACACGGGUGCUAAACCGAAGAUAGCACAGACACAUAUCGAACGUUUUUUACCCCUUCCAGUACAGAGCCAAUAUGGAACGAGAGGGAGGACUCCAGAAGCAUUUAUUUCAAUACAGUUGGAAAAACUUGGACUACGUGACGUGAUGCUCAAUGAAUUUAUCCAUAAAAGACAAACCAUGGGCACAUUAAUGAAGAACCUAGAGGAAGUGGAGAAAAUCAAAAGGGAAUUAAUUCUCAGUUACUGCCAAAAAUUCAGUUUCCGAAUGUCUCAGUACUCCCUGCGAGGACAGAUUAUUGCUUACUACAACAGCCUUAGAACUCUCUUAAGUGACUUUCCUAGCAUCAGAGAUACCUACUUCAUGAUAGGAGUCUCUCAAGAGAAGAAGGGAGACAUUGAUUCAAAGUUAGGACUGCAUCCUGAUCCCAGGAAACUCCAGCAAAGGCCUCGAUGUUUGUUGUCUGCUGAUGGAGAAACCUUCCUUAAUUUGUGGUUCAUUCCUGACCAGUCAGAGCUCUUGAUCAUGUUUAAGACCCUGGAUGAAAAGGAACUUACUGCAGUGAUUGAGAAGCUAAAGAAAGUGCACUGUGAAGGGAAAUGUGAGGCUAGUGGUGAGCGAGACAGCGGACCUACUGACACGCAAAUGGAUUUAUAUACUCUGCAUUCUCCUGGUUCAAUUUCUCCAGGUUCCAUUGCUCCAGGGCAGAGAAGCGUUAACCCAGCUUCCUAUAGCGGAGUGGUGAGUGGUGCUCAACGAAACCAGGAAGUUGUGUUUACAUCUGAGCCAGCGUCACCUAUAGCAGUACAGAGUACGUCUAGGAGACAGGAUUUGUCGGCUUGGUUUGAAACGCCGGACUUUGAAGCUACAACGGAGGUCUUUGGAGCAACGUGGAAUCGUGAUAUGGACAAAAGCAGUCAUCUUCCUUCUCUUAAAGAGCAGAUAUCCCAGUAUGAAAAACUAAGUAGAAAAUAUAGAGCGAUGCAAUUAGACAACUUGUUCCUGAUUAAAUCGAGGGGGCUUAACCAAGUCCCUAAGGGUUUACGUUUAUGGAAGUUGCCGAUGGGGGUAGAAAUGGAUUCUGACAUUUUUCAAGACCUGGUUGAACUGUUUCAAAAAGCAGGUAUGGAGCUUCUUGAUUUAAUCAUUCGGAACAAUAAUAAUAGACUCAAUGUUUUACGUGAAGGGAUUAGUAAGCUUCACUUUAGUAUAACAUCUGACUUAUUGUUUUUACAAUAUAAAGUGAAUUUUGAAAAAGUUUUUAAAAACAUUGAGGCUUUUGUGGAAAAAAACAGGGCCAUUAAACACAAAAAAUUGGCCAGGGAUGCUGCAGAUUACAAAAAUAAAGCAGCGUACCCACCGGGUAGAAAAGUGUUUAAUUUUAAUGGUACUAAUCAUGAAAAAGAUAUUGGUGGUGAUGAUAUGGAUGUGACACAGGAAUUGUAUGUGGAAGAAGGGGAUGAUUUUUUAGAGCCGCAGGUUUUCCUGCGAAGGUCGGAGAGGCUCUUGAACAAGCAGCCACAAACGGCCAAAUCUCCACGUCAGCAUCCAAGAAGAAGGAGGAGUAACCACUCCGUCCAUCAGAAGCAGGGAGUGGUGAAGAGUCAGUUUAUUCACAUUUCCCGACUUACAUCUAAUGAACAAAGUUGUAUACAGGAAUUUGAGGUAUUAAAAUCCAUGUUCCUGGAAAGAGGUUACCUACCCCAUAUUAUUGAUGAAGCCUGGGAGACAGUUAUCCAAGGGAGGUCCAGCAGGUCCAGCGCGAUUAUUAACCAUGGUCUGCAGUUUAAUAGAGUGGAUGAAGAUGCAGAGACUACUAAUAGCCCAGUUACAAACUUCAACAGUAACAUGGACACAAAUAAAGCUUUGAGGUUUAAAAAAUGCAUCACCAAUGGCCACAAGCUUCUACGACAGGAUGCCUAUGACAAGUGUGUCUACUAUUUGGGCAUAGUGCACAUAAAUAUCAAGUGCCAGGCCUGCUCCGUUUUCAGUGUCAGAGCUUUAGUUGACAGAAAGGCCAAGCUGUUAAUGAAAGACAUUCUCCAGCCUUCGGCUGCUUCUUCCUCUUCCUCCCGUAGUAAGACACCUGAAAGAAAGGAGAAAGAGAGACCAAAAGAAAGAAAUCAUCUAGAGCUAGAAGGGCAGGGUCCUUUGAGGGCUUGCCACAGAGCACUUUCAACAAUGUUGCAGAUUGUAGCAGCACUUCAUGGGAUUGUAUCCUUCCUCCUCAGUUUUGCUCAGCUUGGAGCCUGUACCACAACCUAUUGUUCCAAUAAAACAAAUUUACUGUCAGCUGACUGGGGAGGUCUGCAGGGUAUUGGAGCUGAACUUCAUGAAAUACAGAAACAGAUUGACUCACUUAAGAAUCCUAGAAGUCCCAGUGAGGUGAUCAGCCUGUUGAACCUUCGAAGAGAAGUCCUAUUUUUGCAGUUUGAUGCUGCUGUCAGGCAUUUAAUUCGAGAAGCAUUUCUGUCAACAGGGAACAUACAGGCAUAUCUGUGUGUAACAGAUCAUAUGUACCAUGCCCUGCCUGCAUUAAGUAACUCCUUGGUUCCUAGUGCAUUUGGUUCACAGCUCUCUGUUCCACAACCACUGAAUCCAUGCAGUCAUAAGGCAUUUCUGAUCUGUCCAUGGAGAACCUUUCUUGCAACAUCAGGAUUGUUUCCAGUAAUUAUCAGUGAAGCUGAUACAACUGAGUAUAACAUGCAGCUGUGCCUCUGUGGUUUGAAUGAACGUGACAGAAAAGCUGUUAAUGGAGCUCUCAUUGGUGUAUCUCUGCUAAUGGAAGAUGUCCUGCAGGGAAAGCAUGGUUUUGUUUGUUUUCAACUGGAAAAUGAGGAAGAACAGAAACUUUUCAAGGAGAUCCAGAAAGAUUUGCCACAACAUGCAGCAUCUGAUACUAAGUUAUUACAACAAUCCUGUAUGUCAUCCACCACAGUAAUGACACUACAUCAAGAUCCCAUCAAAUCAUAUACUAUACUGAGGUCUUUUCUCAUCCUCUGGAAACAGUUGGAAGUGUUUAAAGAGACGUGGGGUAGACUAAAGCUCCGAGUAGAAGACAUCAACACAGUUGCUCUUUACAAACAGUUUGCGAAACUCUAUAGAACUGAAAUCCUGUUUCCUACCAUGAAGGUUAUAUCUAGGCAACUGGGAAAAGAAGAUGAGUAUGAAGGACUGAUUUCAGAUUCUCAGACAGUACCUGCACCAAAAGGAGCUUCAGAAGUAGACAUAAAAUCUCGACAGCUUCAGAAAAUCCUAGAAAGUCUGGAAUGUCAUAUGAUAACUGAAGUGCAAAAGAAAGUCACAAAAGAAAUGACUCUGGUUAUAUCAGAAAGAGCAAGACAGGACAGUGGAUUACCAACAGAACUCUGGAAGCAUGCUGUUAUGAAGGAGAAUUUCUCAGCUGUAAGACCUCAAAUAGUUGAAAAUGUUGUACAGAAACUAAUGGAACAGUCCCAUGACACUGGAGAUGAGGUGUGCUUCAAAAGAGAACAUUUGCAAAAGUGCCUUACCUCCUUAGCCUGUGAUGUCAUGCAGAGGGAACGUAGUAACUAUGAAACAUAUUCCAUGUUCUAUGAGAAUGUUCUACGACAUGAGCAUCAGCUGCUGUACCAGAAGGAACAGGAAGUCAGAUCAGUGGAAAGAAAUCAAAAUCAUUCAGAAGGAUGCUUUGUCCAGGCAGCAGACCUCAGCCAUGACAUGAUUGUAGAAAUUACUGCCCUGAGAGCAAGGCUUUCAGAUUUAGAGGAAGAAAAACAGAACCUGAAACAGACACUAAGAAAAGAAGUCCAAAAUGAAUAUGAAAUGCUAGUUAGAAACCUGUUUCUAGCUUGCUUUACCUUAAAGGCAAAAUUAGAUGAAUAUCAUAUCACUGUCAAUAAACACAUGUAUGAAAUGAUUGGAGAAGUCCGUCAAGAAGCUGUGGAAAGCAUAAUCAGUUUGAAAAAAAGGAUCGGCUCUACAAAAGAUGAUGAAGCUUUGAAAGGAAAUUUAGUAAAGUAUGAACAAAUGCAGGCAUUGAGAGAUGAGAACAAUCAACUUGAACAAUUAAUAUGUAAACAGAAGAUACUGAGCUGGUGGAAACAGAAUGCCAAAGAGGGAAAACUUCAUAUACAGAUGAGAGCCUUGGAGCAGGAAGCUAUUAAAAAUAAAAAAGACUAUGUGACUGUGAAGAUGAUUGUAGAAGAAGAAGUCACACUCUUACGUCAAGAGCUGGCUGCUGUCAGAAAGGCCCUGGCCAACUCUCAAGCCGAUUAUGAGAAAAUGAAACAGGAACUGGACAAGCAGAAACAGCUACUCAAAGAGUUUGAGCACCGAGUGUCACAAGAAGCACGAAGCAGACAGCAGCUAGAUAAUGUGAAGAUGGCAACCAUGGAGAGGGUCUUUGAAGACAUGGAAGAAAAGGAGCACCAGCUGAGGGCAUUGACUGAUGAGCAUGAGAAACAGUCCAAAAUGAGCCACUUUCAACAAACUAAAAUUGAGAAAGAAAUCAGGCAGAUAAAACACCAGCUUUCCCAUGAAAGAUGUUUAAAACUGGAUGCUUUCCAACGUGUAGAUGAACUGCAAACUCAAAUUUAUGAUUUUGAAGCCUCUUUACUACUAAGAAAUUCUUUACCAGGCUCAAAGAAGUCUGUUUCGCAUCGGUGCCACAGCGCAAGCAGCUUUCAUGGUGCUUCACUAGCUUAUCUGGCAGCGAAAAUUAUACCGAGGGGGCUUAGAGUUUAUGUUGAGCCAGGACUGGGAAACAACGAUGAACAAUUCAUGUUAAAAUGGAGGGCUAUACAGGCCACAGCCUCUAGUAUGUUUUUACAGAUGCUUGUGGAACAUUACGAAAAACAAUUACCUGACUUAAUAGCUAAGCUUGAACAGUGUUUUGAAUGCACUCAAGAGUAUGUGAAUACUUUAGAUUACCAGAAUCUGUACACACAGUUUGUUACAGAUACAGAGAAAUAUGAUAAGGAACUGUGUAAAAGAAAGAUGCAUAAAUAUCAACGAGAUGUUAGUGAUUUUAAUAAGGCAACAGUUUAUACGUGGAAAAAACAAAAAAGGGGUGUGAGAUUCAUGGAAGAUAAGCAAAUCCCCAGGCCCAAAAGAAAACGGGUCAAGUCUAUGUUAAGGAGACAUGACACACCUUCUAGUGCAUCGGAGUAUUCAUCCAGUUUAUCCAAUACUGAUAUGGAACCAGAAAUGAGUGAAGUGCAGGAUCUUCCCUCACCAGCCUCAAAAAGAUAUAAAACCCCUUUAGAAGGGCAGGCCGCAAACAUCGUGGACGAGGCUGUAAGGAAGAUAUUUCAGGACAAUUUGUUACAACAGUAG
Molecule: messenger RNA, 10632 nt
Organism: Protopterus annectens (West African lungfish)
Lineage: Eukaryota; Metazoa; Chordata; Ceratodontiformes; Protopteridae
Exons: 52
Coding region: 1-10632 (3543 amino acids)
Source: RefSeq, a predicted model, not a curated record